CUUUGGGGUUUUAGCUCAGCUGCUAACUGAACGCGUAGCCAAGCAGACAUCGAGUACGAGUCCAAAGUGGAAAUGUGUGCGAAAAGGACAGCAACAAUUAAGUUGGACGAAAAACUUUGUGGAGUAAAAGACGAGCCGCCAAGUCAAGAACUAGAUGUCGUUUUCAAAAAGUGUCUAAGCGGAGAUAUCAGUCAAGCCCAUCAUCCUGAGCAGGAGCUCUCUCACAUCAAAGAGGAGAAUGAGGAUGAGGAGAAAGAGUUUUUACCCAUUCAAGAAGAAAAUGGGGAGCAUUUCAUUAAGGUUCACCACCAUCUUGACAUUGACGCGCAGCCGCAACACCCCUGCAUCAAAAGAGAAGAGGAAGAUCAAAGUGAGGAGAACAGAAGGGCAGAACCUCCGAAAAGUAGCAGUAGCAUCAGCUCAACAGAAGGUGACGGAGACCACUGUGGAGGAUCAACAGCAGAAGGCCUCAUAGCUCCACUAUCAGAUCAUAACUCUCACUCUACUGACUAUGAUGAUGAUGAUUUAGAGUCUGAAGGUCAUAAAGGUGAAAGUGAUAACAAACGCUGGGAAUGCGCUCAGUGUGAGAAAACCUAUUGUAACAAGUCUGUAUUGAAAAUGCAUAUGAAAUCACACACUGGAGAAAAACCUUUUGCCUGCUCAGUUUGCAGUAAAAGAUUCUUUAGAAAGCUUGACUUAGACAAACACACAAGAAUACACACUGGGGAGAAGCCUUUUGUCUGCUCAGUUUGUGGUCAGAGAUUCACUGAAAAAGGACACUUAAUCAGUCACACCAGGACACACACUGGGGAGAAACCUUACUCCUGCUCAAUUUGUGGUCAAAGAUUUGCUCAUAAGGGAGGUGUGAAAACACACACUAGAACACACACUGGGGAAAAACCCUUUUCAUGCUCAAUUUGCGGCAAAGCAUUCAAACAAAAUAGCAACUUAAAGGCUCACACAAGAACACACACUGGCGAAAAACCUUUCCCCUGCUCAGUUUGUGGUCAAAGAUUUGCUCAAAAAGGAGAUUUAAAAAAACACACAAGAACACACACUGGUGAUAAACCUUUUUCCUGCUCAAUUUGUGGCCAAAGAUUCACUGAGAAGGGAAAAAUAAAACGACACUUAAGGACACACACUGGUGAAAAACCUUUCUCUUGCUCAUUUUGUGAUCAAAAAUUCACUCACAAGACCAACUUGAUAAGACACACAAUGACACACACUGGUGAGAAACCUUUCUCCUGCUCGGUUUGUGGUCAAACUUUCACUCGGAAGUAUCGGUUUAAGAAACAUAAGUGUGUCUGUGCGAAAAGCAUUGACCAAUGAAGGUUUGAUGGUAAUCUAAGUUGACGUCAUCAGUUUGUGCCUCCUGGGGAAAAGAGUUGAGGAUUAGCACUUCUGAUAAAAUACUUAAUGCAAUACAUGUGCUAUGUUCAUGGUUUUUCUUUUUGUAGGGCAGGAUAGCAUAACAUUAAAAGGGCUUUAUGUCUCUCCAUGGGUAGAAACAAUAAAGUAGCAAUCCUCUGUUGUCUUUUCAAAAAAAUAUAUAGGUAAGCAAUAUGCUAAUAAACAGUCCCACUAUUAGUGGUAAAGAUGCAUGUAGUAAUAUUUGCAUGAACAUGUGGGUUUUAAGUUGAAAAUAUUAAACAUUGACUUGUGUGAUUUAUCAUUUGGAUCAAAUAGUCAAAGACAUUAUCACACAAAAGAUUUGGUUGAUGUCCAGGUUUUUUGCUACAGUUUUUAAAAGCAUCAUAAACACAGUGUAGAUAUCCUGCUCGAUUAUGGGUAGCACUUAUUUUUGUAACGGUAUAUUGAAUGGUCAAGCAAUGAUCAACACUGUCCUCUUUGGGAUAUGCUGUUUUGUGAAAAAUAACGGUUUUCAUUAGUGUUUGACCGACAACUUUUUUUUUGUUCCCGAUUCUGAAUACGGUACUGUCAAGUAAUUGCAACAGUAUAAUGGCUUGGUCAGACUUUGCUUAACUCAUUGGCUGCCAGUAAUGACACUAGAACUCCAAUUCAUUUUAAUGUUUAUUCGCUGCCAACAUCCUACUUCAAAUGGAUGGGAUGUUUACUCGUGAUAAACUCAUUUGUUGGAACAUUUCUAUUUACCUUAUUGGCUGUCAUUGACAGCGAUAUAUGUCCAUUUGAAGUAGGAGGGACAAAAUUGUCAAAAACAUCAAAAUGGCUUCACAUUCUUCAUUUCUUUAUCUGAAAAGUAACAGAUUGUGUUGGAUGCAUAGUACUAAAUUUUGUAUUUGUCAUUGAAAACAGUUGAAUUGAAUCAUGGCCGACUUUGUAAUGUCGGUAAAUUUCACAUUGUUCAUAGAAUCGCGAUAUACACAUAUUAUUAUAUAUAUUUUAGUCACAGAGAUUUUUUUUUUACUUUAAGCCAUGCAUGCAUAUUGGAACCAUAUUUGCCUUGGUGUACUCUGCUAUCUGGAUAAAUAAAGGUUGAAGCCGUGUAAAACUUGUUUGUUAAAGUUUUCCCACAGAACUGUACUGCUUGAAAGAAGGGCAAUAAAGUAGAAGAUUCUUCUACUUUUUACUCUGAUCAUGGAGGAAUGUUUUUUUCACAAAAUAUAAAGGGGAAAUAUGUAUUUUUUUAGAGAGGAUAAAUCUGCUUCCACAUUCAUGGGCAAAAGUAUUAGCUGAAGGAUGAGUUGUUUGGAGGGGGAUCUGUUAUUUAAAUAGUAAUAAGUUUAAAAAUAAACUCAAAAUAAGCCACGAAUAACACUAAUUUGCAAAAAUAAAAACUUUGUAAAAAAUUCUAAAAAAUUGUAAUAUAUAUUUUUUUUUAAUACGUGUAGCCUGUGUGUAUUUUUCUCAGAAUUUUCUUUUUUGUUUGAAGUCUCAUGAAUAACUGAUCUCUUUGGCUUCCAUUGACUGCAAUAGACGUCCAAUCCAUUUUAACUGAGAAAAAAAAAACAGUAUUAAAUGAAAAAUAAAAAAAAACGAAAGUUGGGGGGAAAAAAAAGCCAUCAGUUAUAAAAGAAAAAUCUAUAUGAUACAAAUUGAAAAUUUUAAAAAUAACUCAAAACAAUUUGUAAUAUUUGAAAAGAAGAAUUGAGACAUUGAUAACACAUAAAGUGUGCCCUGGGUGUAUUUUGUUCUGGGAAAUGUAUUCUGUUAGUUUAGUUUUAGCCCGUGUGCUACCUCAUGUGAAAGACCAACGUGUAACGAACAUUAAAACUCACAAUGCAAACGGGGCAGAAUAAGGCCUUUUCGCCAGCAUGAGUCCUGGCGUGCGUUCUCAUCGUCACUUUCUGCGAGAACUUUGUCCCACAGAUCGAGCACGAAAACGGUUUCUCGCCCGAAUGUGGAACAAUCGCUUUAGCGUUUAUGGCAUACGAAGCAAGAACGCUUGUGCGUUAUCUUUGAUGUCUCUGGGAGAAUCUCUGACAGCAAAUGGAGUGCACCAAGGGUUUUUCUCCUGUGUUGGACCAUUGUGUGUCUCCUCAGGUUGUAUUUUUUGCUAAAUGUGUUGUUACAUUGAGGACAAGUCAAGCGGGUUUUGGCAGCGUUAUUAAACGUCACGACACCUUGGGAGCGUUUGUAGUCAUCGGUGUCAGGCGAGCAUGACUGACUUUUCGUCUACUUCACUCUUCACAAUGACGCUUUUAAAGGGCAGCUGGAUGACGUCAGCCUCCUCAUGAUUGAUGCUGCGUUUAUUUUCUUUUUCAACACAAAGGUGCUUUGCCUCCUCCUGCUCUUCUUCAUUGACGUCUGAAGGAAACACGAAGACAACACAUCGAAAAGUCAGGACUUGCUCGGUCGAAACCCAAUUUUGAA
Molecule: messenger RNA, 3792 nt
Organism: Corythoichthys intestinalis (scribbled pipefish)
Lineage: Eukaryota; Metazoa; Chordata; Actinopteri; Syngnathiformes; Syngnathidae
Product: oocyte zinc finger protein XlCOF6.1-like
Exons: 2
Coding region: 73-1329 (418 amino acids)
Biological process (GO): regulation of transcription by RNA polymerase II
Cellular component (GO): nucleoplasm
Molecular function (GO): RNA polymerase II cis-regulatory region sequence-specific DNA binding; DNA-binding transcription repressor activity, RNA polymerase II-specific
Source: RefSeq, a predicted model, not a curated record